This is a messenger RNA of Gymnodraco acuticeps, 570 nucleotides long. RefSeq names its product eukaryotic translation initiation factor 2-alpha kinase 3-like. NCBI's taxonomy places the organism in Eukaryota, Metazoa, Chordata, Actinopteri, Perciformes, Bathydraconidae. Gene Ontology annotation, molecular function: ATP binding; protein kinase activity. Gene Ontology annotation, biological process: protein phosphorylation. The record is from RefSeq and is a predicted model, not a curated record.
CCUGACAACAUCCUCUUUGGAAUGGAUGGAGAAGUGAAGAUCGGGGACUUUGGUCUGGUCACCAGAGAUGAUGAUGAUGAUGAUGAUGACUUUGCUUUAAUUGAGAGAACACGACACAGAGGAACAUCGACUUACAUGGCUCCUGAGCAAAUAACGGGGAAGACCUAUGACCGAAAGGUGGACAUAUUUGCUCUGGGGUUGAUAUACUUUGAACUCCUUUGGACACUCUCUACUGGCCACGAAAGAGGAGUGGUUUGGAAUGAUGCCAGAAGUCAGAAGCUCCCAGAAGAGUUUUCACUGACUUUUGCCAAAGAGAACGAAAUCAUCAAGUUAAUGCUGAGUGAGAAGCCAGAAGAGCGUCCUGAAGCAAGUACAGUAAAGGCAGAGCUGGAAAAAUGGGCUCAGACACACAAUUUGGAUCAGGAAAGGGCUACAGUCUAAUCAUCUGGAGAUCUCUCUGUUCAAUGUCAUAGGAUAAAAUGAUUUGAUUUGUUAUAUAUCCCUUGUGUGGUGUUCGGGUCAAAUUGACCCGAUUUCCAUUUUCAAUGAAUAAAAAAAAAUAUAAGGAUA